Messenger RNA from Microcebus murinus (gray mouse lemur), 2402 nucleotides. The record is from RefSeq and is a predicted model, not a curated record. NCBI's taxonomy places the organism in Eukaryota, Metazoa, Chordata, Mammalia, Primates, Cheirogaleidae.
UUCCUCUGGUUAUGCACGAGAGUUCCAUUGCUCUACAUUCUUACCAAGGUAGUAAAUGGAAAGUUUCCAUAAUCACCAGUGACUUGCCAAAUGCAGGGACCAGCUCACAGAUUUAUAUUAUACUAUAUGGAGAACAUAGAAGUUCAGCCCCCAUAUAUCUUUGUGAAACAGAUGGAGCUCGAUUUCAGGAUGGCCAUGAAGACAUAUUUACUAUCACAGUUGGUGACAUUGGAACACUCUUUAAGAUUCGUAUUGGUCAUACCAACUAUGGAUGCUCACCUUCCUGGCACUGUAAGGAGAUACAAUUGCAGAACAUGAAUUCUGGAAGUCAGUUUUAUAUACCUGUUCAACGAUGGUUGGCACGGGAUCAAGAAGAUGGGGAAAUCUGUCGAGAAUUUCCUAUUUUAAAUAAAGGACACCCUAUCCUUCCAGUGACAAUAUAUGAAGUGUAUGUGGCAACAGGUGAACUAUGGAAUGCUGGAACAGUAGCCAAUGUCUACAUUUCUAUCCAUGGGGAAAAAGGAGAUACAGGAUCCAGACAACUAUUUAGAUCAAAGAGCUCCUUCAACUUUUUAAGAGGACAAACGGACACCUUUCUCCUUGAAGCUGUGCACCUUGGAGAUUUGUACAAGAUUGUGAUAGGCCAUGAUGGACUUGGCCCAGGAAAUGGCUGGUUUCUUGAAGAUGUUGUCAUCAAGGAUCCUACUACAAACCACAAAUAUGCCUUCUUUUGUCACAGAUGGCUGGAUCAAGGGGAAGAUGAUAGUAAAAUUGUAGUAGAACUGUAUGCCAGUGAUAACAGUAUCUUCUCUGCAAGUAAGUGUCAUGUACACACAUUUCUUGGAAAAUUAUUUUAUUAUGAUUGAACAAAGCAUGAUGCUGUCAAAAUUAAUGGUCCUCUCUUUAUUUUCUCAGGGAAGAAGGUAGAACUUAAGAGAAAACAAACAUGGACUGCAGAAAGCUGGAAGUUCAGAGAAGGAAAUACUAUUCAGUUCUACAACAGGCUGACUGGAGGGUUUGUCCGUCUGCAUCCAGAUGGCACUGUUGAUGCCACUGGGGAGAAGAGAGACAAAUACGGUCUCUUUGAUGUUAUUUUCAACAAAGGAAAUAUAUGCAUUUUCCAAAGUCAUGAGAUGAGGCAUCUUUCUCUUGCUCUUGACAAUGGCUUUGUCACUGGAAUGGCUAGUGGUGGAGCCGCCACUGAGCUGCAGGUGCUUUAUCAGCCCAACCGCUGUGCACUUCUUGAGUCUGCACUAGUUCCUGGUCACAGGGUUAUUUUUGAUCGUCAUGGCAGAAUAGCUGAUGAAUCAUCAGCCGGCUGUGCAGACCUUUCAAAAGAGUUUGUGAUUUUUGUCAAGGGAAUGUUCCUCAACAGUGCUGUGGUUCUACUUGCUACAAGCCUGUGUCAGGCCCUGUGUCUCCAGCCUGAUGGGAGCUGCACUGGAGUGGGAAACCAGUCUGAAAAAUCCUACUGGAAAGUGCAUAAAAUCAGCUCUGGGAUUUGCAUGUUUGAAAGUGUGAAAAAUGCACAGAUGUAUCUAAGGAUUAAGGAUGGCCAGUGUGAUGGAACAGGUACAGGAGAUACUGAUUGUUGUUUUAAAAUUAAGAAGAACUUGGAAAAUGCAUCUAUAAGCCUGGAAUCUACAGAUAGCCCAGGGUUGUUUGUUGGACUUCAGUCAGAUGGACAGGCAAAACCAGUGAUUUAUACCAAAGAUGAGAAUGUUUGCUUCUAUCCACAAGUUAUCCAAUGCUGGCACAGAAUGGCACUCCUACUCAACAAAGUGGGCGUGCCAUCUGCUGCUGGAGCUCCACAGGGGAACAGACGACUUGAAAUCAAGCAGAAGGUUGGCAGAGAAAACCCAAUGGGAAUGUCUGCAAUACCCAGUCAAGGGGAAGAAAAGAUCCAUGAGUCAAAAAAACAGAAAAAACUACCACGAGAAUCUGAGGCCAGGAGUACCUUACUUUCUUCAACUCCAGAAGAAAUCAGACAUUCCCAAAGUAGUGAGACUCUUCUGUCAGAAGAUGAAUGGAAGGUGUUAGUGCUGACGGGAAAUACAGGGACUCAAGCCAAUGUCACGCUCUGGGUGUAUGGAGAUGAAGGAGUCAGUGGACCAAUAAGUCUUAGCAAGGACAGCCCUGAGCCACUCUUCCUUCCAAGACAGGCGGAUGAGUUUCAGGUUGAAUUAAGAAGCAUUGGAAAGAUAUAUAAGAUAAGAAUAGAGCACGAUGGAAGUAGUGAGCAACCUGAGUGGAACUUGGAGAAGCCUCAGACAGGUCCUUCAGGAGUUAUUCCAGAAGAAGGCAUUGUUAUCAUAGGAGAUGACAGUUCUAUGUGUAUUAUUGCCCCUGAAGAAGAAAUCAAGACUUCCAAAAGUAGUGAAGACUCUUAUGUCAGAAGAUGA